UUGAAAUGUGAAUCUCCGCGGAGCGAAAGGGUGGCGGGGUAGUGCCAUAUAUAUAGCAUAGAUUGGAGUCUUAGCGAUAGAGGGAGAACAGGCUUAGGAACCAACGGAGAUAAGAAAGUGGUUCGGACUCGGAAACGACCUGAUUCCUGGGCCAAAACUCAAAGGAUUGUACCAGAUACGGCAAGGCGCUAGGGAAUUAUCCUAUCUUUUCGCGGGCGUUCUGAUGCGGUGGUGUCGUGUCAAGAUUUGGGGGCUCCGGAUCGUCGGUACUGGGCAGUACAACACCAGGGACAGUUCAUGAGAAAUGACCUUUUGAAGGCUUUUGAAUGGCUCAGAAGACUUUUUAAUCUCCCCGAAUCUUCAUGGAUAGGCUGUUCCAUGGCCCCAUCGCUGAUAACAGGAUAUAAUAACUGGUGACUAUUACCAUGCUUCUCAAUGAUCAUAAGAGCCUGCAAAAGGUACAUAAGCACUUGCUUCUGCGUCCGUUCAUCAGGUUCUCUAAAUCUCUGUGGAAUGCUCAGCGCAGUACAAAAAGACCUCGAACUUCCCAAAUCCUGAGUAACUCAGCGACUAUCGAAAGCCAUACAGCCACCGGGCGUCUCUGCGCGACCACUAAAAGCGCUGGAAAGCGACAUUGGGUUCAGGGAUCUGAGCCUUGCGACCUUCUGUGCCGUCCGCUUGGACGUACAAAAACCAACACAUUUCUUAGCAGGUUUCCGUCGUCGAUUCUUGUUCUUCUUUCUGGAAGCAAUGGAUAUUAAGCUGUCAAUGUUAGCACGGCGAUAAUUGGUUCCCAUUGUGAAAUGUCGAUGUUGUAAGUGGAACUACUUGAGCGUUAAAACAAGCGCCGAGAUCGGCGGAGGUAGAAGCUGGAAUCUUCAACUCGAAUAUGAAUAAUUACUUAUUUUCCGCGGCACACUUCCAAUAGAUUCAAUGCAGCACGUUUUACUCUGCCCCUCGACUGAGGCUCGGUAGUCUUUCGAUCAGUUUUGAUUCUCUGAGUAUUAAGUUAACCUCGAAAAUCUUGAAUCUCUAGAGCAUUCCUCUGUAAUUCUCACUGCUGGAACAUUAUCCCGCUAAGCCUUAUGCAGUAAGAGGGGCACUGUAAAUGCUCGACUCUGACUGGAUGGCAGAAGGGUCUGAAUUUUUUUGCGCAAACAUUUUUCCUUCAAGAUGCCCCUCCAUGGUCACUCGGAGUUUUGUUUUCUUUGGUGGGGGGACAAUUGCUUGUGAUUAUUUGUUCUUCUUUCUCCUCAAACUUCCAGCUUCUGGCCAAAGUUGAAUCAACCCAUUUUCCUUAAGGUAUGUGACCUUUCUGGGAUGUCUUGGGCACUUCAUCACGUGCCAACGGUUCCUGUGACGGCAUCAUGCUUCUUCCCCCCCUCCCCCCAAAAAAUUCUGGUAGUACGGCUCAGAGCCAGAUUAGUGUGGGGAUCUUCUCGGUGUGUUUGUUCACCUGGGAUAGACUUCACAUGAGAAGAGAACAAAAGAGAAGAUACAAGAUUGAGAAGCAAUACAUGUGACUGACUAUGAGAUCUCAGAUAAUAACCUGCUUCCGCAGUCUGAGAACCUUUGCAAUGGCUACCUCAACUGUCCCCAAGACCUGCAAGGUCAUCACUGCUGAGACUAUCGCCAAGGGUUACCUCAGUGAGGUCAAGGACACACUGGCCAAGAUCCAAGGCGAGAACCCUUGCACUCCCACACUGGCUGCUUUCCUCGCCAACGGUGAUCCCGCUGCCGUAAAGUAUGCUGAGUGGUCCAAGAAGACUUGUGAAGAGAAGUGAGAUAUUCCUCUGCGUGGCUUGAAUAUCGCCCAGUCUAUCGGGUGAUGCUUGCCCCUCGACCUGGCGCUAAUGUAAAACAUAGCGGAUUCAACUUUGACCUCCGAACUGUGGACAAGGAGCUUCUCGAGGAGGAGAUCAUGAAGGCCAAUGACGACGACAAUGUCGACGGCAUGAUUGUCUACUACCCUAUCUUCCCCAACAACCCUUCUCACGACAAGUACAUCCAGGAGUCUGUUGACCUUGGAAAGGACGUUGAGGGUCUUCGACACAAGCACAUCCACAACAUGUACCACAACAUUCGCUUCAUUGACCCUCCUGAGAACCGCAAGAAGUCCAUCCUUCCAUGCACUCCUCUCGCUGUUGUCAAGAUCCUUGAGUACUUGCAGAUCUACAACCCCAUCCUGGCUUCCGGGAACCGACUUUUCGGAAAGACUAUCACUGUCAUCAACAGAUCCGAGGUCAACGGCCGACCUCUUGCUGCCCUCCUCGCCAACGAUGGCGCCACCGUUUACUCCGUCGACGUCACUGGUGUCCAGAUCUUCACCCGAGGAGAGGGCAUCAAGAAGGCCCGCCACCAGGUCGAGGACAAGGAGGGUUGGAAACUCGAGGACUGCCUUCCUCUCAGUGACGUUGUCAUUGGAGGAGUUCCCGUCGAGUCUUUCAAGGUACCCACCGAGCUCAUCCGCGACGGUGCUGUCUGCAUCAACUUCUCCUCGUACAGAAACUUUGAUGGUCCCGCCAUUAAGGAGAAGGCCUCCAUCUACGUGCCAUCCGUCGGCAAGGUUACCAUUGCUAUCCUCUUGAGAAACUUGGUUCGCCUCAUUGCCAACCGACCCUCCAAGGAUGAGUCGCAGAAGAGCGUCGAGGCCCGAGCUGAGGCUUUCGCUGACGACUAAAUGCUUUCAAACGCAAAAGAAAAGACGUUUUAAAAGAAGGUUACGAUUGCUUUGAACUAGACUAUGGAAAACGAAACACGACGGGGCUGGUCGUCCUGUAACAGGAAAUGCAUUUUUAUAGGAGUUGUCAUAGAUGGGAUAUAUCAAAAAGCUGGGAUGACGGCAUGAUUGGAAAGACAUGUUCAACAUAAACCCUUGCGUGAAUGUCAUGAGCGUGUGUGGCGUUGUGUCACGAAUGUAAAACAUUGAAACAUGGACAGCUGAUGGUUUUACAGUUCAUCAUAUGAUCUAUUUUUGGUAUUCCUGUGUCAUUAUCUGGGC
Molecule: messenger RNA, 3001 nt
Organism: Fusarium odoratissimum NRRL 54006
Lineage: Eukaryota; Fungi; Ascomycota; Sordariomycetes; Hypocreales; Nectriaceae
Product: methylenetetrahydrofolate dehydrogenase (NAD+)
Exons: 2
Coding region: 1829-2680 (283 amino acids)
Biological process (GO): purine nucleobase biosynthetic process
Cellular component (GO): cytosol
Molecular function (GO): methylenetetrahydrofolate dehydrogenase (NAD+) activity; methylenetetrahydrofolate dehydrogenase (NADP+) activity
Source: RefSeq, a predicted model, not a curated record